Eleginops maclovinus (Patagonian blennie) is the source of this 2628-nucleotide messenger RNA. RefSeq names its product transmembrane 9 superfamily member 2 (gene tm9sf2). Gene Ontology annotation, cellular component: membrane. The record is from RefSeq and is a predicted model, not a curated record. The transcript has 17 exons. Gene Ontology annotation, biological process: protein localization to membrane. The coding region runs from base 124 to 2046 and encodes 640 amino acids. NCBI's taxonomy places the organism in Eukaryota, Metazoa, Chordata, Actinopteri, Perciformes, Eleginopidae.
CGUGUCUGCCCGCUGCAGAACCGGAUGCUGGUGGCUGUCCGGUGUGGAUGUCUGAUGCAUUGUAGACUGUGAAGAGGAGCAAGUUAACUGUGUAAUUCCUGAGUGAAGACACGCCGGGUGAGGAUGUUGCGGUGGCUGCUUGGAGCCGCGCUGCUGGCUCGGGCGGCCGGCUUCUACCUCCCGGGUCUGGCUCCCGUCAGCUUCUGCGAGUCGGGGAACGAGCAGGUCCCAGACUGCAAGCCCACCAUCGAGCUGUUCGUGAACAGGCUGGAUUCAGUGGAGUCGGUUCUGCCUUAUGAAUAUACUGCGUUCGACUUCUGCUCAGAGGAAAAAAUGAAACGUCCAUCAGAGAAUCUGGGCCAGGUUCUUUUUGGGGAGAGGAUUGAACCCUCACCAUACAAGUUUGAGUUUAAGAAGGAUGCAGUGUGUCAGUCGGUGUGUAACAGAACCUACGACACCAGCAAACCAUCAGACAAGAGCAAACUGGAAUUCCUGAAGAAGGGCAUGCUACUCAACUACCAGCAUCACUGGAUUGUGGAUAACAUGCCUGUGACCUGGUGCUACGAUGUGGAAGACGAGCAGAAGUUCUGCAAUCCUGGUUUCCCGAUUGGCUGUUACGUCACAGAGGCGGGACGAGCCAAAGACGCCUGCGUGGUCAAUUCUAACUUUAAUGAAAAGGACUCGUUUUACAUCUUUAACCACGUGGACAUCACCAUCCAUUUCCACAUCGUGGAGCAUGAACAGCUGGGAGCUCGGCUGGUUGCUGCCAAGGUUGAACCCAAAAGCUUUCAGAGCUCUGAUUGUUCUGGGGGGCCGAAGUUCCUGAAAAACAAACAAACAGGACUGUUUGACAUCAAAUACACCUACUCCAUCAAGUUUAAGGAGGACAAGACCAUUCGUUGGGCAUCUAGAUGGGACUACAUCCUGGAGUCAAUGCCUCACACCAACAUCCAGUGGUUCAGCAUCAUGAACUCCUUGGUGAUCGUGUUGUUCCUCUCUGGGAUGGUAGCCAUGAUCAUGCUGAGGACUCUGCAUAAAGAUAUUGCCAGAUACAAUCAGAUGGACUCUGUGGAGGAUGCUCAGGAGGAGUUCGGAUGGAAGUUGGUCCAUGGAGAUGUUUUCCGACCUCCGAGGAAGGGGAUGCUGCUGUCCGUUUUCCUCGGCUCUGGAACCCAGCUCUCCAUCAUGACCUUCAUAACCUUGUUCUUCGCCUGUCUCGGGUUCCUCUCCCCGGCGAACCGUGGCGCUCUGAUGACCUGUGCUGUGGUUCUCUGGGUUCUCCUGGGAACUCCUGCUGGAUAUGUGGCUGCCCGCCUCUACAAAUCUUUCGGAGGAGAGAAGUGGAAGACCAAUGUCCUGCUGACAGCCUUCCUCUGCCCUGGGGUGGUGUUUGCAGAUUUCUUUGUGAUGAACCUGAUCCUGUGGGGGGAAGGGUCUUCAGCAGCCAUGCCCUUUGGGACCCUGGUAGCCAUAUUGGCUCUUUGGUUCUGUAUCUCAGUGCCACUCACAUUUCUAGGCGCAUACUUUGGCUUCAAGAAAACAGGUAUUGAACACCCUGUGCGGACCAAUCAGAUUCCUCGCCAGGUCCCAGAGCAGUCCUUCUACACGAAGCCUUUCCCCGGUAUCAUCAUGGGAGGGAUCCUGCCUUUUGGAUGUAUAUUUAUUCAGCUCUUCUUCAUUCUAAACUCCAUAUGGUCCCAUCAGAUGUACUACAUGUUCGGAUUCCUAUUCCUCGUCUUCAUCAUCCUGGUCAUCACCUGCUCUGAGGCCACCAUCCUGCUCUGCUACUUCCAUCUCUGUGCCGAGGACUAUCACUGGCAGUGGCGCUCCUUCCUGACCAGCGGCUUCACGGCUGUCUACUUCCUGAUCUACGCCAUCCAUUACUUCUUCUCCAAGCUGCAGAUCACCGGCCUGGCCAGCACCAUCCUGUACUUCGGAUACACCAUGAUCAUGGCCCUCAUCUUUUUCCUCUUCACUGGCUCCAUCGGCUUCUUCGCCUGCUUCUGGUUUGUCACCAAGAUCUACAGUGUGGUCAAAGUGGACUGAACGACUCACACACACACACACACACACACACACACACACACACAUAUGCACACACACAUACACACACAUACACACACACACACACACACACACACACACACACACACACACACACACACACACACACAUAAAAGCCCAUAUGCACGCACACACACACACACACACACACACACACACACACACACACACACACACACACACACACACACACACACAGAGACUGUACAUGUCUGGAGGUUGCUUUUUCCCCAUGAACCUCUGGAACAUUGAACAUUUCCAUCUUUCCACCCCCCCCCCCCCCCCCCCCCUUUCUUCAACCGGAGACGACUGCUGCCGCCUUCUCUCUGUGUGCCUAAGCUGUUUUUUGUGUGAGCAUGUGUACUCUGGGUUGUCAUUUUGAACAUGCAUCAUGUAUCUGCCUAUAAUCUGAAACUAAUCACAACUCUACGAGCCUGGAGUCUUACUCAUCGACAGAGGGAGCCACAUCAGGUCUACGUCUGUCCCAUCCUCCAUGCACUCUGAGUUCAAAAUGUAGGAAAUGGUAGAGAAAAAUAAAGCUGCGGGGGGCUGCUUCUUAACAAA